Messenger RNA from Melitaea cinxia (Glanville fritillary), 11205 nucleotides. RefSeq lists its product as uncharacterized. Gene Ontology annotation, molecular function: SNARE binding. Gene Ontology annotation, cellular component: endoplasmic reticulum membrane; Dsl1/NZR complex. Gene Ontology annotation, biological process: retrograde vesicle-mediated transport, Golgi to endoplasmic reticulum. NCBI's taxonomy places the organism in Eukaryota, Metazoa, Arthropoda, Insecta, Lepidoptera, Nymphalidae. The transcript is spliced from 78 exons. The record is from RefSeq and is a predicted model, not a curated record. The coding region runs from base 1 to 11130 and encodes 3709 amino acids.
AUGUCUGAAAAUAAAUCAAUUUUGCAUGAACUUUAUGUGUUUUCUGAAUGGAAACCCGAACCAGAAUAUUUGCAAAAGCCUGACAGUAUAUUGCCAGAGAAUAUAUCGAGCUUAUGGCGAUGGUUAAAGUUUUUUGGAGCAAAGAAAAGUUUAAUUGAUAGUAUAACUGCGCAUAAAGAAAAGCAACAGAAAUGGCAUAUAGCUUUAGGAGAUGAAGGGAAAGUCAUAGCAGUUCUAACAGACAAUAUAUUAGAAAUUCGAACUAAGAGAUCAGAGUAUUCCACAAUUGCAGCUAGGACUACAGUGGCUCGGGAUGCCUACUCACAAUGGAGAAAAGUAGUGUGGAGUCCUGAUUGUUCAUUCUUAGUCAUAGCUUAUGGCAAUGGUGUUGUAAGCUUCUUUGAUUUAACAGCAUCCAAUCUUUUCAACAUUCCUGCUGAUUGUUCUAAGCCAGGAGGCUUAGAAUGUACAGACAACACACAUGCAGUUUCUGACAUUAUAUUUAUGCCACUUAGAGUUAAGGAUACAAAAUGGAACUGGGAGGUGGUGGUGGUGACGUUCGACGGGCAGCUGCGCGGCUACCUGGUGUCGCAGACGGAGGGCUUCAAGCUGCACCACACGUUCCGGUUCGCGGGCGGCGUGGCGGCCGCCUGCUACUGCCGCCCGCACGCCUCGCUCUACGUGGCCGGCGUGCCGCGCCCCGCCCGGGCCAACAGAGACGAGCCGUCAGCCGCCAGUAUGGGUUUGACGGCGUGGCGGGUGCUGAACGAUGAGCCUUUCUACAAGCUGUCCGUGGUGUCGGACGAGCUGGACGCGCGCCGAGCCAACGACCCCUUCCAGCUCUAUCUACCUUUCGUCUUCAACAAUAACCUGGACUUCAUCGUGCGCAUGGAGGUGUCGGCGCGCGGCGGGCGGCUGGCGUGCGCGCACGCGUCGGGCGCCGUGUCGCUGUGGCGGCUGCCGGCGCUGCGCUGCGAGCGCUGCGUGCCGCUGCCGCAGCAGCCGCAGCACGCGCUGCGCAGCCCGCUCGCGCCGCCCGCGCCGCGCCCCGCCGACGGGGACGGCGCCGCGCGCGUGGCCGACCUCGCCUGGUGGACCGAGGAGGAAAUAAUAUUGUCUCGCUUCAGCGGCGCCGUGUCUGUGUGCGAAUUGGAGAACUUGCAAAACAUUCUUGGAAAGAAACCAGAAUUCUUCCAAGGAACACCGCGGAUCACGAACGCCUAUAAUGGUGUCUUCAUGGCGUUGGAGUGCGAAACAAAUGUCGUUCCGGCGAAGAAGUCUCGUAGCGACGAAUCUAUGGAGGUGGUAAAAGCGGACGAAGAAGUGGACGACUCCAUGUUGGAGCUAGCGAAGGAGCUGUUCAAGUCGGUGUUAUACGCCAUUACAGACAUAGAGACGUUCCAGCCGAGACCCAAGAGGAUCACCGUGGUGUCGCGUGUGUACCGCCUGCUGGCUGUGAAGAGCACCACGCCCGAGGAGCUGUUCUCCAGGAAGAUCGAAAGCGGCAACUACACGGAGGCGCUGUCCCUGGCGCAGACCUUUAACCUGGACAGUGACCAGGUGUACCAGCAGCAGUGGCGGAAAAACCCUGUGUCCACUGAGGCCAUCCAAAAUUACUUGAGCAAAGUGCGUAAGAAGAUUUGGGCAGUGCACCAGUGUGUCGACCGGCUGCCCGAGUCGCUGGCGGCUGCACACGAACUGUUACAAUUCGGCUUGCAGCUCACCCAGCAGAAAAUUCUGGAGGAGAUCAAUAACGACCUACCAGAGGAACAGUGGAAGGUGGCUGAGGAAGUGACGCUAGAGGAUCUGAACGCUUACACUUGUGAACUGCUUCGUUGUAGGCACGUCAUGCUGUUCUACAAGGAACGCCUCAGUCUCUACGAGGCUAUACUUCGUUGCGAGAAAUCAACUUACGUGAAGGAUGAAUACGACAGACUUAGAAGCAAUAGUAUCGUUCACAGCGCUAUGGAGAUCGCUAAAGAGGGGCGAAUAGAAGCGCUCACUUGCCUCUGGCCAUACAUAAAGAGCUUACCAAUGCAGCUAGCAGUUUUGGACAAGAUACCGGAAACAAUCUGCCCCUUGACCUACCAACACUUGCUACCUACUAAGGAGCCUGUCGACUGGUUCGAGAAAAAAUCUCCAAUAAAGAUUAAGCCAUCGGAACAUGAAAAUGAUUGGUGCAGGAAGGAGAUAUUUAGAUCGAUAUGGAGCUCAAACUGGUCGGAGGACACGACGCCGGAGGGCGAGGUUGCUGUGGGAGCGGGGGACGGGGAGGUAGAUCUAGGCGAGUGGUACGAGCGGCGCGCGCGCCACAUCGAGCAGCGCAGCGGCCUGGUCUCGCACGCGCUGCAGCUGGUGGCGGCCGGCGGGGAGGGCGGCGCGGUGCCCGGCCUCGACACCGUGCUGUUCCACCUGCGCACGCUGGACACGCUGCUGUACGACGUCAACGUGGAGGGCGUGGAGCUCGCCCACCUCGAGCGCCUCUCCAACCUCGACACCUGCAAGCUGCUCAUGAAGAUGUCGACACUGACGACGUUUGUUUCGGAUUUGAAGCGAUUCUUGAUACCAUUCCUGAAGCGUUACGAGAAAUUGACUAAACGUACCGGCGUCUGCCUCACGGGCCUGAUCGACUUCCUCGAAGACAUUAGUAAAGAAGACUUAUCCUACAUAUUAGUGGUGCUGCAGUCGCCCAAGCAGUUCGAGCUGGACGUGAGCACACACCUGGAACUGGUGGAGCGCUGCCUGUCCGCGCACUGCGGCACCGAACAGCUGGAUAUGGCCUGCGACCUGCUCCACACCAUCCUCAAGGAGACUGACGGCACCAUCUCGCACUCGGCGCUGGUGCGGCGCUGCGCGGAGCUGGAGCGGCUCGUGGCGGGCAGCGGGCGGCUGGCGUGGCGCGGCGUGCGCGUGCCGCCCUGCGAGCUGCAGCACCUCAACCAGGACCUGCCGCGCGCGCGCGCGCUGCUGGCGCGGGUGGCGCGCGGCCUGGCCGCCGGCUGCAGCACCUCAACCGGGACCUGCCGCGCGCGCGCGCGCUGCUGGCGCGGGUGGCGCGCGGCCUGGCCGCCGGCUGCAGCACCUCAACCGGGACCUGCUGCUGGCGCGGGUGGCGCGCGGCCUGGCCGCCGGGUGAGUGACGCUGGCGCCCUGCAGCUGCAGCACCUCAACCGGGACCUGCCGCGCGCGCGCGCGCUGCUGGCGCGGGUGGCGCGCGGCCUGGCCGCCGGCUGCAGCACCUCAACCGGGACCUGCCGCGCGCGCGCGCGCUGCUGGCGCGGGUGGCGCGCGGCCUGGCCGCCGGCUGCAGCACCUCAACCGGGACCUGCCGCGCGCGCGCGCGCUGCUGGCGCGGGUGGCGCGCGGCCUGGCCGCCGGGUGAGUGACGCUGGCGCCCUGCAGCUGCAGCACCUCAACCGGGACCUGCCGCGCGCGCGCGCGCUGCUGGCGCGGGUGGCGCGCGGCCUGGCCGCCGGAGACGAGAAACCAACUCAGCAAGACUGGGAAAAUCUUCUCAAGGACAUCCUUGAACUGCGUACUACUCUGUUCGAUUGCGUCUCGACGGAGGAAUGUUACGAGAUAUACGUAUCGUCGCUGCUGACAUCCGGCGACCCGGCCAGCAUCCGGCUAGCAGCUGACGUGCUGACCGUGUCCCCGACGGCGCGCGAUGAUAACAACUCGCAGUUCAAGAUUGACUACAAACGUAGUGUCGAACUAGUUUCCAGCGCCGCUAAAGAGUACUUUAAUUCUGCUUCAUCUCUUACUGAUCCAGCUUUGGAGAUAGCCAAGUGCUGUCUUUUACUAAUCGAGGAUGGUAACAAGGAAAUAGAGCAAGAGCUAGAUCUUAUUGCUGCCCUUCCAAUACUAAACGCUUUCAACUUUACCGCCCUACCUAUUCAAGUUCGACUAUGCGAGGACAAGAUGACGCUGAUAGACGAUUGUUUGACGGCAAAUCCGAAUGCGUAUUUAGCGAGCCAUAAAUUGCUAAAAUUAGCAAAACUUCUGCGGAUCGCAGGAGAUGAUGAUCAGACAAGGGAGGGCAUGGUGCUGACGGCAGUGGGCGAGCGCGCCCUCGAGGCGGGGGCGGCCGGAGGGGGCGCGGCGGCGGCGGCGGCACGACGUCUGGCCGCGCUGAGGUACGCGCCCGCCGCGCCGCUGCUGGCGCGCGUGGCGGCGCACGCGCACGCGCACGUGGACACGCCCGAGCGCAGCCGCCUGCUGGCCGCCGCGCUGGCCGCCGCGCCGCCGCACCGCCUGCACGACAUGCUGCACGCCAGGCUUAGUCUUGAGCUGGAAAGCUUGCAACAAAUGGGUGCAGCUUUGAAAGAGAACCAUCGCCUAGAAGCACGUUGGCCAUCCACCGAAGAUGAAUUCUCUGACGCUAUUACUACGCCAGUCAUAGAGAAAAAAGAUUUGGUAUCUCCCAUACAGCCCGAGAAAAAAGUUCCUCUACUCAAUUACUUAUUGGAGACAUUCCAAAGCAAACUCAAUAUAAGCGGUAAGUCGGUUCCUUCUGACACGAUGGAGCGCACGGUACACUGCCAGGAGUUCUACCGCUCGUUGUAUCCGGAGUUCGAUGUUAGCACCAACUACUACUGCUACGACCGCUUCUCCCUCCCCGACGACCUAGAUGGGGAGUCCAGUGUCGGCCAGUCGGUGCUCAAGUGGUUCUACAUACAGAACACGCUGGAGAACGGAGAGAUCAGCGAGUUGGAAACUGAGGUGGUGGCCAAGUGCGCCUUAGAGUUGCUGUACAAGGACACGGCGUUAAGCACGGCGUGUCUGCUGCGUGGGGGGGGCGAGGACCCGCGGGCGCGGCUGCUGCGCGCUCAACACUCGGAGGCAGCGGCCUCCGCCGCGCUGUACGCCGCGCUGGUGGCCGCCAGCGCGCCUGCGCAGCGAGACCACGCCUACCUGGCGGAGCCCAAGCAGAUGGCGUAUAAAACGUUGUCAGAGAACAGUGCAACAGAGGAACAAAUGUCAAUAAUAAGACAGUGUAUCGAAAAGCUGAGUGUUAUGGGCGAGGUGGAGAGGAUUCGCAAGCUGGGCGUCUCUGUCAACGGGCUGCUCUUUAAUGCAGACCAGGAGUACCGUCGGGAGGUCAUCUACCGAGUAGCCAAGGCGGGCGGCGAGGGCGGCGAGGGCGCGCGGCUGGCGGCGGCGCUGGCGCAGCGGCACGCGCUGGAGCCGCUCGCCGUGUGGCUGCAGCACGCCGCCGCCGCGCCCGCGCGCGCGCGCGCCGACACGCUGCCGCCCGGCGCCGCCGGCCGCCGCGCCUGCGACCGCAAAGUAAUGUUUAGUAUUCGAGACGCGCUGUGGCCGCUGAUUCCGGGCACCGACCACGCGGGUCUCAUCAACCUGUUCACGAUACUGAAGAGUGUCGACGACAAGACGCAGAUGUACGGCCUCACCGUCGCCGAACACAUUAAACUGCUAAAGAAGGCUAAGGCCGUUUCACAAGACCUAGACUACAAGCUGCUGCUAGGCCAGCCGUCCCCAGGGCAAUUAGCCAGCCACAUCCUGAGCCUGAUGAAGCCUGAGAACGUGGGCCUCCUUAUCAAGUUCCUGAGAACACUGCCGCCCGCCAUCAAGAUUCCGGUCUCCAUAAACUCGCUCUACACCAACUGGCUCACGAAGUAUUUUUUUAGUGCGUGUGGCGCGGGCAGCAGCAAGCGCUGGAUGCAGCAGUGGCGCCAGUGCGCGAGCUACUUCAACAAGCUGCCCAAGGACGAGCUGCUCGCCUUCGUGCGCCGCACCUGCUUCAGCGAGGACGCGCUGCUCAGAGUGCCGUCGGGAACGCGUAGUCUAAUGAUAUUACAAGCGGUGGACUACUGUCAACAAGAGCAAGAAAACGAUUACAAAUUCAACAAGAACUCGCAGUCCUGGGCUCAGGUGGGGCAACAACUGGCGCGCUGGGGGCGCUUCCUGGAGAACUUUCAUUCUGACAGCGUGCAGGCGCUCAUCGAGGCCUGCGACGAACCGCAACACGACGCCUGGCGAAAACUGGAAAUGAGCCACGGUGAAUUGGACUUGGUCCUGGAGGCGCUGGGGCAGCUGGUGCUGCGUGGACUGGUGAAUGCCGCCAGCCUGGCCUCGCUGCUGCAACUGCUGGCCGUGGACGCGGACGUGCCGCUAGUGCUCGAGCGACUGCUGCAGCACUGCGAGCAGCACCCAGACGACACGGGCGCGGCGGUGCAGCGCCUGGCGCAGUUCCAGGCGGCGGGCGCGCGUUUGCCCGACGCCACGCUAGAGCGCGGGCGAGCGCUGGGCGGGCGCGCGCCGGGCCCGCGCGCGCAGCUCAGCGUGCUGGCGCUGGCCGCGCGCCUCGCGCCCGCCGAGCUGCGCCAGCUGGCCGCCGCCGCGCGCGCCCUGCUGCGCGCCGACUGCCCGCAGCUCGACUGCGACGUCAUCGGCGGUACGUACAUACAUCUCAGCGUGCUGGCGCUGGCCGCGCGCCUCGCGCCCGCCGAGCUGCGCCAGCUGGCCGCCGCCGCGCGCGCCCUGCUGCGCGCCGACUGCCCGCAGCUCGACUGCGACGUCAUCGGCGGUACGUACAUACAUCUCAGCGUGCUGGCGCUGGCCGCGCGCCUCGCGCCCGCCGAGCUGCGCCAGCUGGCCGCCGCCGCGCGCGCCCUGCUGCGCGCCGACUGCCCGCAGCUCGACUGCGACGUCAUCGGCGGUACGUACAUACAUCUCAGCGUGCUGGCGCUGGCCGCGCGCCUCGCGCCCGCCGAGCUGCGCCAGCUGGCCGCCGCCGCGCGCGCCCUGCUGCGCGCCGACUGCCCGCAGCUCGACUGCGACGUCAUCGGCGGUACGUACAUACAUCUCAGCGUGCUGGCGCUGGCCGCGCGCCUCGCGCCCGCCGAGCUGCGCCAGCUGGCCGCCGCCGCGCGCGCCCUGCUGCGCGCCGACUGCCCGCAGCUCGACUGCGACGUCAUCGGCGGUACGUACAUACAUCUCAGCGUGCUGGCGCUGGCCGCGCGCCUCGCGCCCGCCGAGCUGCGCCAGCUGGCCGCCGCCGCGCGCGCCCUGCUGCGCGCCGACUGCCCGCAGCUCGACUGCGACGUCAUCGGCGGUACGUACAUACAUCUCAGCGUGCUGGCGCUGGCCGCGCGCCUCGCGCCCGCCGAGCUGCGCCAGCUGGCCGCCGCCGCGCGCGCCCUGCUGCGCGCCGACUGCCCGCAGCUCGACUGCGACGUCAUCGGCGGUACGUACAUACAUCUCAGCGUGCUGGCGCUGGCCGCGCGCCUCGCGCCCGCCGAGCUGCGCCAGCUGGCCGCCGCCGCGCGCGCCCUGCUGCGCGCCGACUGCCCGCAGCUCGACUGCGACGUCAUCGGCGGUACGUACAUACAUCUCAGCGUGCUGGCGCUGGCCGCGCGCCUCGCGCCCGCCGAGCUGCGCCAGCUGGCCGCCGCCGCGCGCGCCCUGCUGCGCGCCGACUGCCCGCAGCUCGACUGCGACGUCAUCGGCGGUACGUACAUACAUCUCAGCGUGCUGGCGCUGGCCGCGCGCCUCGCGCCCGCCGAGCUGCGCCAGCUGGCCGCCGCCGCGCGCGCCCUGCUGCGCGCCGACUGCCCGCAGCUCGACUGCGACGUCAUCGGCGGUACGUACAUACAUCUCAGCGUGCUGGCGCUGGCCGCGCGCCUCGCGCCCGCCGAGCUGCGCCAGCUGGCCGCCGCCGCGCGCGCCCUGCUGCGCGCCGACUGCCCGCAGCUCGACUGCGACGUCAUCGGCGGUACGUACAUACAUCUCAGCGUGCUGGCGCUGGCCGCGCGCCUCGCGCCCGCCGAGCUGCGCCAGCUGGCCGCCGCCGCGCGCGCCCUGCUGCGCGCCGACUGCCCGCAGCUCGACUGCGACGUCAUCGGCGGUACGUACAUACAUCUCAGCGUGCUGGCGCUGGCCGCGCGCCUCGCGCCCGCCGAGCUGCGCCAGCUGGCCGCCGCCGCGCGCGCCCUGCUGCGCGCCGACUGCCCGCAGCUCGACUGCGACGUCAUCGGCGGUACGUACAUACAUCUCAGCGUGCUGGCGCUGGCCGCGCGCCUCGCGCCCGCCGAGCUGCGCCAGCUGGCCGCCGCCGCGCGCGCCCUGCUGCGCGCCGACUGCCCGCAGCUCGACUGCGACGUCAUCGGCGGUACGUACAUACAUCUCAGCGUGCUGGCGCUGGCCGCGCGCCUCGCGCCCGCCGAGCUGCGCCAGCUGGCCGCCGCCGCGCGCGCCCUGCUGCGCGCCGACUGCCCGCAGCUCGACUGCGACGUCAUCGGCGGUACGUACAUACAUCUCAGCGUGCUGGCGCUGGCCGCGCGCCUCGCGCCCGCCGAGCUGCGCCAGCUGGCCGCCGCCGCGCGCGCCCUGCUGCGCGCCGACUGCCCGCAGCUCGACUGCGACGUCAUCGGCGGUACGUACAUACAUCUCAGCGUGCUGGCGCUGGCCGCGCGCCUCGCGCCCGCCGAGCUGCGCCAGCUGGCCGCCGCCGCGCGCGCCCUGCUGCGCGCCGACUGCCCGCAGCUCGACUGCGACGUCAUCGGCGGUACGUACAUACAUCUCAGCGUGCUGGCGCUGGCCGCGCGCCUCGCGCCCGCCGAGCUGCGCCAGCUGGCCGCCGCCGCGCGCGCCCUGCUGCGCGCCGACUGCCCGCAGCUCGACUGCGACGUCAUCGGCGGUACGUACAUACAUCUCAGCGUGCUGGCGCUGGCCGCGCGCCUCGCGCCCGCCGAGCUGCGCCAGCUGGCCGCCGCCGCGCGCGCCCUGCUGCGCGCCGACUGCCCGCAGCUCGACUGCGACGUCAUCGGCGGUACGUACAUACAUCUCAGCGUGCUGGCGCUGGCCGCGCGCCUCGCGCCCGCCGAGCUGCGCCAGCUGGCCGCCGCCGCGCGCGCCCUGCUGCGCGCCGACUGCCCGCAGCUCGACUGCGACGUCAUCGGCGGUACGUACAUACAUCUCAGCGUGCUGGCGCUGGCCGCGCGCCUCGCGCCCGCCGAGCUGCGCCAGCUGGCCGCCGCCGCGCGCGCCCUGCUGCGCGCCGACUGCCCGCAGCUCGACUGCGACGUCAUCGGCGGUACGUACAUACAUCUCAGCGUGCUGGCGCUGGCCGCGCGCCUCGCGCCCGCCGAGCUGCGCCAGCUGGCCGCCGCCGCGCGCGCCCUGCUGCGCGCCGACUGCCCGCAGCUCGACUGCGACGUCAUCGGCGGUACGUACAUACAUCUCAGCGUGCUGGCGCUGGCCGCGCGCCUCGCGCCCGCCGAGCUGCGCCAGCUGGCCGCCGCCGCGCGCGCCCUGCUGCGCGCCGACUGCCCGCAGCUCGACUGCGACGUCAUCGGCGGUACGUACAUACAUCUCAGCGUGCUGGCGCUGGCCGCGCGCCUCGCGCCCGCCGAGCUGCGCCAGCUGGCCGCCGCCGCGCGCGCCCUGCUGCGCGCCGACUGCCCGCAGCUCGACUGCGACGUCAUCGGCGGUACGUACAUACAUCUCAGCGUGCUGGCGCUGGCCGCGCGCCUCGCGCCCGCCGAGCUGCGCCAGCUGGCCGCCGCCGCGCGCGCCCUGCUGCGCGCCGACUGCCCGCAGCUCGACUGCGACGUCAUCGGCGGUACGUACAUACAUCUCAGCGUGCUGGCGCUGGCCGCGCGCCUCGCGCCCGCCGAGCUGCGCCAGCUGGCCGCCGCCGCGCGCGCCCUGCUGCGCGCCGACUGCCCGCAGCUCGACUGCGACGUCAUCGGCGGUACGUACAUACAUCUCAGCGUGCUGGCGCUGGCCGCGCGCCUCGCGCCCGCCGAGCUGCGCCAGCUGGCCGCCGCCGCGCGCGCCCUGCUGCGCGCCGACUGCCCGCAGCUCGACUGCGACGUCAUCGGCGGUACGUACAUACAUCUCAGCGUGCUGGCGCUGGCCGCGCGCCUCGCGCCCGCCGAGCUGCGCCAGCUGGCCGCCGCCGCGCGCGCCCUGCUGCGCGCCGACUGCCCGCAGCUCGACUGCGACGUCAUCGGCGGUACGUACAUACAUCUCAGCGUGCUGGCGCUGGCCGCGCGCCUCGCGCCCGCCGAGCUGCGCCAGCUGGCCGCCGCCGCGCGCGCCCUGCUGCGCGCCGACUGCCCGCAGCUCGACUGCGACGUCAUCGGCGGUACGUACAUACAUCUCAGCGUGCUGGCGCUGGCCGCGCGCCUCGCGCCCGCCGAGCUGCGCCAGCUGGCCGCCGCCGCGCGCGCCCUGCUGCGCGCCGACUGCCCGCAGCUCGACUGCGACGUCAUCGGCGGUACGUACAUACAUCUCAGCGUGCUGGCGCUGGCCGCGCGCCUCGCGCCCGCCGAGCUGCGCCAGCUGGCCGCCGCCGCGCGCGCCCUGCUGCGCGCCGACUGCCCGCAGCUCGACUGCGACGUCAUCGGCGGUACUUUAGAAUUGACUUAUUAUAAUGUAAGACAAAUGUAUUGUACAUUGGUUAAUGAAAUGCACUUUUUUUUAAAUUGUUUAGAUGAGAGUUUGCUGACACCGGAGGGUCGGUACGAGGUCUACGAGAAGUUGUUAAGUUUGUGCCAAACCUCCCAGCAGAAUAAGACGCUGGUAGACUUGCUCGCCUGCUGGCCGCCGACAUACAGGAGUGAGGGCGAGGGACGCGGCCUGCACUGCGAAUUUGUGCACCACUUGCUCACUUCGAACCAUGACCAGAAGGAAAACCUGAUACUCAUUAAGAUGCUGCAUACACGACCACUGCUUUCGGAGGAAGAAGUCGAUUGGAUAACGAAGAACGUAGAGUGUUCCUCGUUGGCGAAUGUAGUUUGGGUGAUACUACUCAACAAGUGCGAGAAUACUGAAAAACUUAUUAGAAGUUAUGUCUUAGAGCACAAGAAUUUAAUUCGAGAACAACAAUUCGAAGAUGAAUUAAUCAAAGAGAUAUUAGACCACGGUUACUUUAUCAAAAUGGUGUCUACUCCCGUAUACACGUUUAUAAUUCAAUAUAUACUUCAAAAUGAAGCUUUGAACAGGGAUGGUAACGUAUAUAAUGCAAAGUGGGCGACUAAAGAACUAGUAAAGGCUAAUUAUAUCGCCGAAGCUGGUACUUUGCGGCUCUUGUGUGACAGCGUUCCGUCUGCCCUUCGCGGCUUCUCACAGUCGGUGUUGUGUGGCAGGAAUAUGCCUAAGUAAAAUGUUAUAAUGGUGUCUAUAUUUAUAUCAGGUGUCUGUUGUUAAACAAUAUUUAAUAAAUUAUUAUUAAUCAAU